AGAGUAUGUUCAACUCUUCACCGUCAUGCUUCUGUAUAUUUCAGAUUAGAUUGUUUAUAGACAGACAGCAAUGUUGUGACUAAUGAGAUAUCUGUACCUCAGGGUUAUAGGCAACCUUAUAUCAGUCUUGUCAUAUUUAUAUAUACCACAGUCUAGAAGCUGCAAACAUCAGUCAUUCAUUCAUUCAUUCUCUUUACAUCAAUCCAUCAAUAGCCUAUCCUCCUCAACCAGAUCCUCAAUUCUCAUAUCUAUCUCGUACAUUCAUUCAUUUUCAAUAUUCAAACAUCAUCAUGGUUUCCAUACUCCUCAAAACCGUUGCUCUCCUUUCCCUCGUCGGCUUCUCAGUAGCUGACCUCCACAAAUUCGGUAUUUGCGUAGAUGUCAAGGGAGGCGCAGUAUGUUUUCAAUUUCCAUAUCUUCUUCCUCAAACAGCACACCUAUUCCUCUUCUACCUUUCACUCCAUUGCUUACUCUCCUUUCACCAAACACUUCCCAUCAUAUCAAUACUAAUAAACCACUUAGGACGUAUACAACAGCAAAGCUACCCAACAAGCAUGCACUGCCUACAAGAACAGAAACACGGGUAGCAAGCAAUGGGACACUUGUCCAGAUUGCUACAUGGACACAGUCGACAUUCCUCAUUGCCACACCAACGGAUUCCACAUGGGAGGUGACGAAGUAAGUAUCCAAACCUCUUCCACAUACACAAAAGAACUCUUGACAAGAGUAUAAAAACAGAAACUAACAUGAUGAACAGUGGGAAUACUACUGCAAGCAAAAGGGAGCUGGCGCAUCCUUGGCAAACUAAACACACACUUCUGAAAUUGGAGACAAGAUAUGUGUUCGCUGGCUGGAGAAGUGGAGUUUUCAUUCAAUUCAUAUAUCUUAACGCGCUUUUGUGGAGGAAUUUGUGAAUACAUUCAACGGGAGAAGGGAUUUGGAAGAUUUUAUCGCAGGAUGCAUUGGUCGGAUGAUCUAAUUGAUAAUUCAGUAUGGUAGUCGUGGAAGCUUUAAACAUUUUCAAUUAUCUCUGAAUAAAUUCGUGAAG
Sclerotinia trifoliorum is the source of this 1048-nucleotide messenger RNA. NCBI's taxonomy places the organism in Eukaryota, Fungi, Ascomycota, Leotiomycetes, Helotiales, Sclerotiniaceae. The record is from the annotation of a GenBank genome assembly.